UCCACUCAAGCAGCGGCAGAUCUGUUUGAAAGGCGUUCCGGCGACUAUUCCGAUAGACCAGGUUUGGGAUGGGGGGAUUUCUUAACCUUCAUGAGAUAUUCUACCUGGUGGAGGAAUCAUCGCCAAAUGUUUCACGAAGACUUCCAACUCUGUGCCGUUCCGGCGUACUAUCCUGUGCAGAUGGAAGCGAUGUUGACCUCGCUGCAGCAGUUGCAUAAAUAUCCCGAUGCGUUUUGUCACCAUAUUCGCCGGUACGUACCUGCGACAUGA
This is a messenger RNA of Guyanagaster necrorhizus, 270 nucleotides long. RefSeq lists its product as uncharacterized. The transcript is spliced from 3 exons. The record is from RefSeq and is a predicted model, not a curated record. NCBI's taxonomy places the organism in Eukaryota, Fungi, Basidiomycota, Agaricomycetes, Agaricales, Physalacriaceae. The annotation marks the transcript as partial. Gene Ontology annotation, molecular function: heme binding; iron ion binding; oxidoreductase activity, acting on paired donors, with incorporation or reduction of molecular oxygen.